AUGGAGACAGAGCCAGAGCGAGGCAAUCCGUAGAGUUGGACAAAUGCGAGGGUGUUUAUUUCCGCUAUUGCCGUUUGCCUGUGAAUCGAGGCAGCGACAGAACUCGUCACUCUUUGUUAACGGAUAACAAUCUCAAAUACCGUCCUGGGUUAUUAUCUUGGGGUAGCUACAUGUCGCGACAGUGAGUGACGAGCGGGGGGACCCCGAAGCAGGUCGUUGUGUUGGUUCAGCCCCGGAGGACUCCCUCCCUGCAGCCGCAGUGAAAGAUGUGCGAUGGAAUGGUAGCGGCCGAAACGAGAGCCUCGGUCCCCACCUCUCCUGCCGACAGACUGCUUCUCUCCCUGCUCUUCUUCCUGGCCGUCGUCUCCCCAGGACAGGCGUCAGAAUGUGUGAGGCCCCCCAGCGUUCAGCACAGCUGGGUGAACCUGACAGAGACCAACCGGGGCUCCUUCCCUCUGGGCACGCUUCUGCAGUACAGCUGUGACUCGGGCUACAUGCUGGACGGGCCCAGCACCAUCUCCUGCACCGCAUCAGGCCGCUGGUCCGCCGACCCGCCCCACUGCGUACGCACCAACGUCUGUCGGAAGCCCUUUGAGCCCGAGAACGGAGGGUACACCUGCCACCCGUCCCCCUGCCACCGGCUCACCCCGGGCACCGUGAUCGAGUACUUCUGCGACGAGGGCUACGUGCUCAAGGGGGACUACAAGUACCUCACCUGUCAGAAUGGGGAGUGGGACUCCCCCAUGCAGAUCAGCUGUGUCCUGGACACAGAGCGAGGAUGCGCGAGGCCCCCCAGCGUUCAGCACAGCUGGGUGAACCUGACGGAGACCAACCGGGGCUCCUUCCCUCUGGGCACGCUUCUGCAGUACAGCUGUGACUCGGGCUACAUGCUGGACGGGCCCAGCACCAUCUCCUGCACCGCAUCAGGCCGCUGGUCCGCCGACCCGCCCCACUGCGUACGCACCAACGUCUGUCGGCCGCCCUUUGAGCCCGAGAACGGAGGGUACACCUGCCACCCGUCCCCCUGCCACCGCCUCACCCAGGGCACCGUCAUCGAGUACUUCUGCGACGAGGGCUACGCGCUCAAGGGGGACUACAAGUACCUCACCUGUCAGAAUGGGGAGUGGGACUCCCCCAUGCAGAUCAGCUGCCACCCUGUCCAAGAGCGGGACCUGCCCUCGCCUUUGGGAAUGCCCACGCUGCCCAUCGUGGCCUCCACUGCCAGCUCGGUGGCCCUCAUCCUCCUCCUCGUAGUCCUCUUUGUGCUGCUGCAGCCCAAACUCAAGUCCUUCCAGACCAGCAGACGGGAGCAGGGCGUGCCCGGCCAGCCCGUGUCCAUCGUGGUGGAGGGCGUCCAGGUGUCCCUGCCCUCCUACGAGGAGGCGGUGUACGGCAGCGGGACCGCCACCACCCCUGCCCCGCCCUCGGAGUCCCGCGUGCAGAUCGUGCUGUCGGAGGGGGCGCAGGGGGAGGGGCCGCAGGCCCAGGCCGAGAGCAGUCUCCCCUCCACCUCCUCCGGUCAGUCCGAAAUGGUGCUGGUUCACCAGGUGCCCUCCUCUUCCUCCUGCUCCUCCUCCUCCUCCUCGUCCUGGGCCCCCGAGCAGGCUGGCGCCUCGGGCCCCCGCCCCCAAAGGCGGGAUUCGUACAGCGGCGACGAGCACUGCCUCCUGUCCCUGGCCUCUGUGGAAGACCUGGCUGAUGAUAUUCCCUUAUUAAAGGAAGCCUGAAGUCUUCUGCCGCCGCUGAAUCGCCCUGGACCCUCCCUGCUGCUGCCUCCUCUGUCUUUGUUCUGAAAUAUUGGAAGCUAAGCUUUUCUCUUAAC
Messenger RNA from Anguilla anguilla (European eel), 1822 nucleotides. Its product is annotated as sushi domain-containing protein 6-like. The transcript is spliced from 9 exons. NCBI's taxonomy places the organism in Eukaryota, Metazoa, Chordata, Actinopteri, Anguilliformes, Anguillidae. The record is from RefSeq and is a predicted model, not a curated record. The coding region runs from base 267 to 1727 and encodes 486 amino acids.